ACGAUAAGCAGCGGCUCCGUACGUUUAAUAGGGCGCUUCCAUUUCCCCCUCGCCUGUGACCGCGAGAAGAGCCUUCAAUCCUAGCUCUACCCCUGCUGCUUUGAGAGAGCGUAGCCGUGCCAAGGAAGAGGGAUCCAGACGGUGGCGGAGAAGGAUCAUGAUUCCUUUGGUGGCGAUCGCCCGGCGGGGCUUUUUGGGGGGCGGCAUGGGCUGUGGUGUUUUCCUGUCUCGAGGCGUGCAGACAAGCAUCCAGAGACUUCAAGGGUUAGAAGAGAAUUCUUCUGGUCCAGCUGCGGAAGCAGUAGAGGCUGCAAACAAGAGUGGCUUCAGCUUUUUCCCCCCGGCACCAGGCAAAGAGAGCCCUCUGAGGUGGGGUGGAAAGAAAUUUGAAGAGAUCCCCAUAGCUCACAUCAAAGCCACGUAUAACAACACUCACAUCCAGGUUGUCUCCCACGACAACGUCUCUUUGGCCCUGUCCACCUGCGGCACGGAAGGGUUCAAGAACGCCAAGAAGGCCACUGGCAUUGCAGCACAGACUACCGGGAUCGCAGCUGCAGCAAAAGCCUCUGCUAAGGGUGUGUCCCACAUCCGAGUUGUGGUGAAGGGCCUGGGACCCGGACGAAUGGCGGCUAUCAAAGGACUGACCAUGGGUGGUUUGGAGGUGAUCUCCAUCACAGACAACACCCCGAUCCCCCACAAUGGCUGCCGGCCUCGAAAGGCACGGAGGCUAUGAUCAGGGGCAGGGUUCGAAGAGAAAGACUGUGUUCAGUAUUCGUGGAUCUCUCGUUCUGAGCCAGCUUCCGUGGCCAUCUUGAGCUGGCAAUGCUGCUCUUCCAUCCAAACCCAACACGGAGACGGCCUAGCGUUUUGCUCCGUCGUAGGACGAGCAGGAGAUUAUUUUUAUUUUCUGAACAAGUAACGUCUAUAAAAUCUGCAUGUUAAAA
Rhineura floridana is the source of this 944-nucleotide messenger RNA. It is a transcript of the gene MRPS11, whose product is annotated as mitochondrial ribosomal protein S11. NCBI's taxonomy places the organism in Eukaryota, Metazoa, Chordata, Lepidosauria, Squamata, Rhineuridae. The coding region runs from base 158 to 733 and encodes 191 amino acids. The record is from RefSeq and is a predicted model, not a curated record. The transcript has 6 exons. Gene Ontology annotation, biological process: translation; maturation of SSU-rRNA from tricistronic rRNA transcript (SSU-rRNA, 5.8S rRNA, LSU-rRNA); ribosomal small subunit assembly. Gene Ontology annotation, molecular function: mRNA 5'-UTR binding; small ribosomal subunit rRNA binding; structural constituent of ribosome. Gene Ontology annotation, cellular component: mitochondrial small ribosomal subunit; ribosome.